Molecule: messenger RNA, 913 nt
Organism: Scleropages formosus (Asian bonytongue)
Lineage: Eukaryota; Metazoa; Chordata; Actinopteri; Osteoglossiformes; Osteoglossidae
Gene: fam168b
Product: family with sequence similarity 168 member B
Exons: 7
Coding region: 195-785 (196 amino acids)
Source: RefSeq, a predicted model, not a curated record
GCUCCGAAAAGCGAACCUACGCGGACAGUCAAGGCCGGGCGGGCGCCUCUUGUCCUCCACAGCCACACAGGUGCGACAGUAGCGGGCAGUGACUGAGUGAGGGAGGGACAGGGAGCGGACUGUUUCGGCGCAUCGCCAUCGGCCGUUUACACCACUGCGCUCCCAGAGAGACCAGCAGAAAGAAGAGGAGCAUCAUGAACCCCGUCUAUAGCCCCGCCCCCUCCGGAGUGCCCUUUGCGAAUCCCAAGGGAAUCGGAUACCCGGCUGCUUUUCCGGUUGGGUAUGCAGCCGCGGCACCCGCGUACACCCCUAGCAUGUACCCUGGGGUGAGCACAGCCUUCCAGACAGGUUACACACCAGGAACGCCAUACAAAAUGUCAUGCUCUCCCACCACGGGGACAGUCCCUCCUUACUCCUCAUCCCCAAACCCCUAUCAGGCUGCUGUGUACCCUGUGAGAAGUGCCUAUCCUCAGCAGAGUCCCUAUGCACAGCAGCAAGGCACCUACUAUACGCAGCCGCUGUACGCUGCGCCCCCCCAUGUUAUCCACCAUACUACAGUGGUCCAGCCUAACGGCAUGCCAGCUGCCAUGUAUGCACCUCCCAUUCCCCCUCCCCGUGCCAAUAGCGUGGCCAUGGGAAUGGUGGCAGGCACCACGAUGGCCAUGUCAGCAGGGACAUUGCUGACAACUCACUCUCCAACACCAGUGGCCCCCCACCCAGUCACGAUCCCCACGUACCGGCCGCCUGGAACGCCAACUUACAGCUACGUGCCCCCACAGUGGUAAACAGUUGGCCGUGAUGGGAACAAUAGAUAUGCAUUCAUUUGCAGUCCAGUAUCAUAGACAUGACGCAGACCCCUUGUCAUCAUCAGCCAGGAUUUCAUUCUUCCAAAUCACUGAAAGGUUUAAAAAAA